CUUUUAUAGUAUCACAAAGAGCAAUAUUUAAUCUUUUUCUUUCAUUCCAGUAUUUUUAUUUUUAUUUAAUAAAGUAGUCCCGACCUUUCGUUGAAGCUACCUUUGUAUUUGAAGCUUUAAAUAUGGCUACAUUGGCGAUAUCGGUUCUUGUUCAUCUGAGAGAAGUAUAUACGAGGAGUGACAUGAAGAUUACGUUUUAUAGCAUCAAAUAGAAAUCCACUCUACCUCACCUCCCCUCCCCUCCCUGUGCCUCCAUAAUUGCCUCCAUACUCCUAGCAUCCUCCUAGACUCCUCCUGAGUCACUGUGUCGGACCGGCGCUCUCCUGUGGGGAGUUUAACGUCUUUCUGGCUCUUGUCACGUCCCUCCACUCGAUGACCCAGGUGGCUCCAGGUCCAGCUGACAUGACAGCGCUGGUCCCUCCUCCUGCGCCAACACUGCUCGCCAACAGGCACGCAUCUCCUUCUCGAUCACCAUCCAAUCACAGAAGCCCUCCAGGCUCCCAGCUGCAUUUAGCAAAAGAGCAAAGCAACGACGGAGAGAAAAUUCGAGAGCUGUCGGAGGUGCUGCAGGAUAAAGAGCGUCGCGUUCAACAGCAACUGGAACGCUGCGCAGAGGAGCGAGGGAGGAAGAUGGAGGAGCAGAGGAGGAAGGAGCAGCAGCGCAAGGCGGCGGCUGUGGAGAAGAGACGAAAACAGCAAGAGGCGGAAAAGGAGAGGCUGGAGGCCAUGGUACGCCGAAGAGCCGGGGGCCCUGAAAGACGAGGAGGGGGAGGUGGAGGUGGAGGAGGAGAAGCCCGGGAGCACCUGGAUAACAGGCCUAAACGGUGGACAUGGGGAGGACCGCCUGAUGGAGUGGAGGGUAACCCUAAGACCCCACCCUGCCAUGCCAUUGGCUCCGCUCAGCCCAAUGAGCUUCCUGCUGCUUCCAGUGCCAGCCAGUCCCGUAACGCGGUUGACUUCCUGUCUCCACCAACUGAUCAGCCAAUCAACAAACAGCUUUCCAACUCUUCAGCUGCUCUUCACUCACCGGACAGAGUGUCUUUUGUGUCCCAUCGAACAGCUUCAUCCAACAACCACAAACUAACCAGGAGUUCCUCCAACCGCAGAAGCAUCGCUGGGUUCCCCGAAGAAACAUCCAGAGCCAAAACACCCACGGGGGAGUCAGCAAACACACCAAGCCGCAGUUCUUCCUUCAGGGCCAACAGCAAGGGCCCUGCCACACCGAAACGGGUGAGGUCUAGCAGGAGUCGCGCCCAGUCUCCCUGCUCCCCUGGUCAGUAUCCGCCCUCCCCUCUCCGGCAGAGAGCCAGCACCCCCGGCACCGAUGAGGUCAAAGGUCACAGCACCCUGGAGAGGAAAUCCACCAAAUCUGAGACAUCGGAGAAGAAGAUCCCCAAAUCCACCAGCAGAGAACUCAACGCAGAGUCUCCGGGCACGCCCACAGGAAGGAGUGUGGGCGGGACCACAGACGCCGAGGAGGCGUCCAGACUGCUGGCCGAGAGACGCCGUCUGGCCCGAAUACAGAAGGAGCAGGAGGAGCGACAGCGGCAGGAGGAGGAGAGGCUAAGGGCAGAGGAGGAGCAAAGGAGGCAGCAGGAGGCCAGAGAGCGGCAGGAGAGGGCGGCACGGCAGGCCGAGGAGGAGAGGGUGAGGCGGGAGGAGGAGAAGGCGAGACGGGAGGAGGAGGAGAGACGGCAGAAGGAGCAGAGAUGGAAGGACAUGCAGGAUCAGCUGGACAGAGAGAGGGAGGAGGCCUUCCUGCGAGCUCAGAGGGAGGCUGAGAGGAAGAGGCAGGAGAGAGAGCUGCUGCACAUCCAGGAGGAGCAGGAGAGACAGCAGAGGAAGAAGAGAAUUGAGGAGAUUAUGAAAAGAACAAGGAAGAGUGAAGUGGAGCCUCCAUCUGCUGCUCCAGCAACCGAGAUGCGAGGUGAAGCUGCUGUCGCCUCGGAGGAGGACGCCGCGACUCCCGCUGAAGCCCCCAUCAUCUUGCUGGGACCCCUGGAGAAGAGCAGUGUGGACGAGCUGUCAGAUGGAGUCCAGUCCAUGGACGUGAGCUCUCCAUCUGUCUCCAUCAGUCCAGUGUCCAGGGAUGAGCAGGCGAGCGCCCACGAGUUCUCGCCGGUCACCGAGGGAACAGACGGCUGCCCCCUGGGGCACCUGAUGGACGAUGACGCCCCGGGGCGAGGGCAGCAGCAGGCUGCAGAGGUGCAGCCUUACCCCAAAAUGCAGGCUGGAAGCGGGGUCGGAGACCUCAACAAGAACCUGCUGAUUCACGGGUACAGCAGCGCCGCCUCCGAGUCGUCCCAGCUCAUCCACAGCGUCGGGCCGAGCAAGCUGGACAUCCAGUAGCCAGGACCUUUUUCAGGAGGCCGGCAGCUAAAAACAGGAGCCAGGAGAAACAGACCAAGAGACCAGAACAACAGUCAUCAUCUCCACAGGAAACGACUGCUGAACACCUGAUUUCUCAUCUGUAUUACCAAACCACACACAUGCAUCACUGUUAAGCUUCUGGCCACAUUUUAGGGCAGUGCAGGUGGGCAAUUGCAGCUCUUAGAAACACAACACAGUUUUACCUAAUCAUGCAGGUAAUGUGAUAUAUUUAUAUAUAUGAAUAUUAUGUUACAGAGUGAAGUUUAGGUCACAGUUUAUUCGUCUAAAACCCAAAUAAAUCCAAACUUUGUGCUGUAAAAGUUGGAGCUACUUCCCCUCCACGCCUGAAUCCAGUAUUUCCCAGCUGCACUGCCACCAAACAUAACCCGGCCGCUUUAAUCUGUCAUCUCUGCUCUUGAAACUGUUGUAAAUAGAUGUUUGAUGCGGUCACAGUGGGGACAGGAAGCGGCUCUGUAGCAGCUGAUCUGGAGGAGAGCCGUGAGACUGAUGCUGUUGUGUGAAUCCGUGUGUAGCAUCCUCAGCUUGCCGAGCUGUUUCAUGGCCGUGGUUGUGGGUUCCCGUGUGUUUAUCCCACCUCUGACCUGCUCUGCUGUAGAUUUCCUUCCAUCCUGACGCAGGAGAAACCAUCAGAAACUGAAACGAUGAACCCGCUGUCGACCCGUAGCCUUUAGCUGUUGUUUCUCUGCCGCUCAUCACUGGACCGAUGGCCCGAUUUGAGGACUAGCAACAAUCAAACACGAGGAAAAAAUGCGACCUUUCUGGGGGAAAAAUGCUACAUGUCUUGUAAUUUAAUGUGCAGGGCGGGGGGAUAUUGAGACAGCGUGUUGUGUAUUUGUCUGGCACCGACUGUAACCACGCAAGCUGCAGUUUAUAGUGUGCACUUACAGUAGUUGUAUGUUUGUUACACCGCUCUGAAGACGCUUAAAUCUCCAGCCCACGUCCCCGAAUCAAAUAUACCUCACCGAUUCAGAACAGCUUUCACCACCUCGCAGCUCAUCACCUCUGAGGCCUUAAACCUCUGUGCAGUCAGCAUCCUCCCCGUCACCCUCAGGCACGUCCACUUUCUGCUGAUUUUAAAGGCCCGUUUCCACGAGGAGGACGAGAACCACAAACACUCACCGAGGAGGCGUCUUUGCCCUUUAGCUCACACACAGCAGGAGAUUACCUGAAAGUAAAGGUUAACCACAGUCCAGAAAUGUUAGUGUUCAUAUCCACAGGUAAAAAACUCAAUUACCAAACUCAAAUUUAUGGACAUUUUAAGGAAUUUGAGCUGCAGAAAAGCUUUAGCCUUUAAGUCGUGGUAAUCGCUUUCUUUCCAAGUUCCUUAGAUCUUUAUUGUUGAUUUUAUCUUUUUUAUUGUUGAUUUAACUCAUUUAUUUAUUUAUUUAUUUAUUCGUUCAUAUUUAGGUUUUUAGGUCCUUAUAAGAGAAGAUACUGGUGUAAUCUUCAAUACCAUUUAUUACAACAUAGAUCACAAAAACAAACCUUCUAAAGUUCCAAAAAUGUUACAGAAGACACAUCCUCAGUGUCCUGAACAGUUGUACAUUGCUUUUGUUUUUUUUACUGGAUAAAUGAGAUCAUUUAUUCUUUUGGCAUGCAUUACAGUGUAAGCCUGUGUAGACACUACAGAGGUGGUGGUUUGGUUUCUUGUUGUGGGAACUGAGGCCUCCUCUGCUUCUCCAAAGCACCACACAGAGGGGAGGAAAGCAUUUCCCCGUCACCCCAACGACCUCCAGCGCAUUGAUUUUUAUCGCUCCCAUCAGCUUCCCUCCCUCCACGUUUGCUCACUGCUCCUCCAGAUUGUGCUGAAACGCGUCGUCAGAGGGUCCCCCGGGUCCCCUUGUGUAUGAAGUAGACAUAAAGGAUAUAAUGUUUAUUCUAAUCUUACUUAAACUCUGUGACACUGCAGCUUGGUGGAAUAUAUCAUUGUAAAUGUGGUGCAUGGAAAACUGCUGAAAACGAACAAUAAACUUCAUCAAGCCAUUCGUGUCAGUGAGCCGGAUAAAUAAACUAAUGAAUGGAAACCUGAAUCAUUAAGGAAGCAAGGGACAUGUUUGAGAUGUUUAGUCUUUGACCUUCAUAUGAAACGAUCUAGUGUAGGGCUUAAUGCAGACGCUUUUCUUUAUCAUUAUAUCUCACUGUGUGUUGACUUGAUGCUGCACUGAAAUUAAAAAUCACCUGCAAAAACUGGA
This is a messenger RNA of Oreochromis aureus, 4583 nucleotides long. RefSeq names its product MAP7 domain-containing protein 2-like. The transcript has 17 exons. Gene Ontology annotation, cellular component: microtubule cytoskeleton. Lineage: Eukaryota; Metazoa; Chordata; Actinopteri; Cichliformes; Cichlidae. Gene Ontology annotation, biological process: microtubule cytoskeleton organization. The record is from RefSeq and is a predicted model, not a curated record. The coding region runs from base 373 to 2349 and encodes 658 amino acids.